ACUGUUCCUUUAAAAGAUUAUGAAAGACGUAAUUUCAUUUAACUGCGUGUUACAUGUAGUGUUCAACAAGGGUAUUUAAACGUAAAAGCUAUCAACUGACUUACUUUAAUUUUAACUUUAAUAACGAAUUUUAGUUUUUGAUACUUUUGUUUCGGGUGGAUAUUGAUCUGUCGUUACAACCAAGAAUGAAGAUUCUGUCAAUUCUUUUUGUGUUAUGGAUUUCAUAAAUUUCAUGUUUUAACAGAUGGUCAUCUCAGGACAAUGCGGAAUACAGAGAAGAGAUACUAGUUGAAAUAUCACAAGGUCUACGAACAAGAAGAUCAAGCGACAGCAGCUUUCAUCCGCAGACUUAUGACCUUCACCUAAAAGUUGAAAGGACACAAGUCAAUUUUCAUUUAGAACGGAAUGAUGACAUCAGAACGAAUGUUCCAACCAUAACAUUGAGACAUGGGAUGCUUACAGGCACAAACCUUCAAGAAGAAAAGGUGUCCAUAUUUUAUCAAGAUAUUAAAAAAGGAGCAUCGUUUGUAGUACAACAGAACACAAAACAGUCAGAAAGUAUGUUUGGUACUUUCAAUUCUGGUGGUUACAGUUUUAUCCUCAAAAGUCCAGAUGAAAUAUUUUCUUCACUGCAUUCCGGCAGCAACACAUUUGAAAUAAUUAAAGAAAUUAGAAAUCAAACAGAAUUUGGAGAUGGAUUACAAUCCGGUGAUAGAUUGAAAGGUUUACCAGUAAGAAAACGCCAUCGAAAGAAAAGAGCCACCGGAUUGAACCAAAUAGAACUCUUAAUAUUUUGUGACUAUUCUAUUUAUGAUUAUUGGUACCGUCAAAGUAAGGCGCCAACAACUUCUGAAAAGAAGACUGAUGCGCUAACAUCCGUCCGUCAAUAUUAUGCCUUUGUAAUAAAUGGGAUGGAUGCUAUGUAUAAGAAUAUCAAUACGUCUGCCUAUACAAUAUCGGUCUUAUUUGCUGGGAUAAUUAUAUCAUAGACACCUGAUGACGCCCCAUGGACCGAAAGUAUUAAAAAUAUAACUGUUACACCAAACGCAGUUGAUGCAAUGCAAUGCAUAUACAAAUUCAAUGAAUGGAUUAUAGCAAAUACAUCACAUUUACCGGAAAGAGACCAGUCUAUGUUGUUCACAAGAUAUGACUUAGUAUAUGAAGGAUCAACUUCAAAAGCGGGACUAUCCUGGGUAGGUGACAUUUGUGGUGAUUAUAGUCAAUCUAUCGUACAGGAGAGGUUUAAUUUUAUUGUCAUAACUGUAGCAGCACAUGAACUAGGACACAGUCUGAGCGCCAUGCAUGAUGGUGAUGGAAACUCAUGCAAUGGAACCGAUGCUUAUAUAAUUGCCUACUCAAAUAGUCCUCAACAAGACCCGAAUAAAGCAACAAAUCCAUGGAAAUUUUCUACAUGCUCAAUAGAUUACUUCACAUCAAAGAUAGAUACACUUGAUUCGUCAGGCAAUAAUUGUAUAAAGACAUUGGGAACCAAUUUCGACCCGACUGCACUGGCACCAUACAACCAAUCAUUAGCAGGACAAUUGUAUGAUGCGGACGCCCAGUGUGUUCACAUUUACGGGAACAGUUCAUAUAUGUGUAGGGGACAAUACAAUGGUAAAUAUGAAUCAAUAUGCAGUGUACUGUGGUGCUAUAAUCCAGAUGAAACAUCGUGCCGCUCAGCAAUAGCAGGAAGUGGCACACUUUGUGGCAAUCAUAAGUGGUGUGUUUCUGGAGAAUGUACAUCAGAUAUCAAUGCUCCAGCUGGGAAUGUCAACUGUUUAUACGGCGACGAUAGAGGGCCAAUAUCCAGUAAUGGGUGGACAUGUGCUGACAUGUACGCUUAUGCACCUAACUAUUGUGAAAAUGUGCCAGUAAUAUGUUGUGAUACUUGUUACUCGGAAACGACCACUGUUGCAAUCAUGACGUCGCAAGGGGAUGGGACUAUUCGAAGCACAAUGCAGACAACGGAUAAUUUAGGUAUGAUGUAAAGCCAUUAUUAUUAACAAAAAAAUAACAUUUCCGGACAAGUCAUUGAAACUAAAUGCCAUAUUGUUUUGUCAUGUUUUAAUUAAAAUUGUUUUGAAUUGCUCUACCCCGACUCAUAUUUUGGAUGGGUAGGUAGGAAAACAUUUUAUUUUAUUCUAAUUACGAGUGAAAAUUUUUAAAGUUGAACAAUUGACACAAGAGUUAUGCCGUCUAACCAUUUACGUAUCGUUUUGAGUGUAUUAUUGUGUGUUUGAAUUCCUAGUUGUUAAGGAACAAGAAACCAUAAUGUUUUGAUCACUAAUCAUCACAAUGUUUUGUGUUGCACUUACAGAGAUGUAUAAACAUAUACAUUUAUAUUUAUAAGGUAUAAUUCUGUAUGAAAUGAGCUUGCUUUCUUACAUCUUUAUUCUACAUGUUGGUAUUUAAUCAUUUUAUCGUUUUCUAAAGUGUAUGCACCUUGUAAUCCUUAACCAAUAGCUUGCUAAAUAGCUUGUAUCAUAACUGUAUGGAGAACAUAUAACAGUGUAUUAUGAAAUAAUCUACUAAGUUAGUAUACGCACAAUAUGUAGGAAGAAUUAGUGCAGUAGUUCAUCUUACAUUUUUGUAUAGCAGUGUACAUGUACAUAAUAUAUAAAACCAAAUAACUAUUUAUGAAAUAUUUUCAUUGAUCAUUCAUCAUUAUCCUAUUGAAAACUAAUGGUUGGUUUAAUUAAUACCUCCUCCCAUGUGUUUUCAUGAGUUAUGAAUGUGCAUAUCUUUGGAAUUUGUUUUUUUUUAAUGAUUUGUUUGCAGAUCUGAACAGUUUGAAUAGGAAAAAAAUAUACAUAUGAAACACCUUUGUGGUGUUAAAAAUAUUACAUAUCUAGUAUGAUUGAAUAAUGUUUAUAAACAGCAAAGUAAUUCGAAACAUCAGUUCUGAAUCGAAUGUCUCUUAUAUUUAUAUGUAGACUAAGUAAUUAAAAUUAUGAAUUGUUUUAUCUACAUUAUAUUAAAUAUGUAUCAUCUUGUCAAAUGAAAAUCUAGACUUAAUUAUAAACGUAUUCAGUGAACAAAACGGUUCCUUUGAAUUUACAUUUGUGAAUGUAAUCAGAUUUAACAUGUUUUAGGUAUAAUAUUUUGUCCAUUGUCUAAUGUUUGAUAGUAACAUUUAGUUGUAUUAUACUUUGUUACUGGAAAUUAAUGUAGUAUAUUUUAUUGUAACAGGAUAUCCUACAUCUUUCAUUUCCGAAAAAAUCAACGAUCAAAGUAAUAGGAAAAUCUAAUAAGACGUUACCAGAUCCAACCCCAUAACUGUCUAAAAAUUGUGUAAUGAAACGGGGACCAACAUACCUCUCGUUUAAUCAAGUUCCACGCAGGAUAAAAAGAGGUUAUAGAAGACAAUUCUUAUAUGAUAGUCAGGUUUCAAACCAUACAGAGGCAAAUGACUACCAUAAAAACUGUAGGAGGUGCUAGAAGACCAAGAGAGGCAAAUUGCAUCGACCUCAGAUGCAGAAAAUAUUCCAAUUAAAAGGACGACGAAAUUUCGAGAUAUCGUAAUGGCUUUCAAUGAGCUUUUCUAAUAAGUGAUUAUCAGCCAAGAGCAAUUAGAAAAACGGAGAACAAUACAGAAUAGAGGUUUAUAGACGCAGCGACAAUAUACACAAGUAACAAUUAUGUUUCAUGUCUUACCAGAAACAAAUGUAAAUAUAAAUAAUACAACUGUCAAUAAUACCAUAACUUCAAAUAAUACACAAGUUAUGAAGGCUGGAGACAUGCCAAUAUUUGAUACAAUUUAGAAAAUGUUCUGCUUUUGGACCGCUACACCAAUGGUGGCAUUUUGUCAUGCACUUAACCAUAUUUCACUCUUUGUUAGAAAUACUGUAUUUUAUUUAGACAUUGAUGUAUGAUACAAGUAAUGGUACUUUUGUUUAAAUGGGAUACACAAAAGAACCGUACAUAAAGUAUCAUCAUCAGCGUUUUAAAUAGUUUUUUAUCGGGCAAAAAUAUAUUUUAUUCGAAUAUAUUUUUAAUUAAAACAAGGCCGGAUGGGUGUGCAGAAAACACUAAGCUCAUUUUCUAGUAAGCCAACUGAAAUUAUAAUUGGUAAAACAACUUAGGAUUUGCAUUCAUCUGUUGAUACCAUAAUCAUGCAAAACCGACUAACAUAAAAGGAGGAAUAUAGACAGAACUUCAAAAUGUAACUGGAGGUGAGGGUGUUGACCUUUCCCAGAUACUGGUAGGCUGUGGUGUUCUCCUGGAUAAAAUGUGUUUAUUCAUAGCACUGACGGAGUAGAACUUUACAUUGCCUUAGCCAGGUACACAACAGUUGUAUAAGACCUGUAAGGCAAAGUAAAAUCACAGAAAUACUGAACUCCGAGGAAAAUUCAAAAAGGAAAGUCCCAAAUGAGUGGAUGAGUAAGAGUUAGUGGAUACGCGAGAUAGUCGAUUCCCGAAAGUGAGUGGAUGAGCGAGUAGGUGAGUGGAUGAGCUAUCGAAAGUGAGUGGCUGAGCGGUUUAAUCAGUGAGUGAGUUAAAGAACGACUGACUGAGUGAGCGAGUGAGCAUGUGCGUGAUCGAAUAUGCGACGAAGUGAAUGGAAGUUGGUGGAUGACCAAGUAAAACUGAAUGAGUGAGAGAGUGAAUACCCGAAAAUGAGUGAAUGAAGGAGUAAAUUUUUUUUAUCUAAGUUUCAACAAUGACAAUUUAUUUUAUUCAGUCAAAUCCAGCUAGGACCGCGAUAAAUAUCAAUACAUAGUAUAAAUAAAUACACCGAGAGCGAAUAGAACACGGACCAACUGGUAGUUGUCCUGAGUAAACAUGGCGAAACUUGUAGUAUUAAGUAGUAAAAUAGCACAAUGAAACAAAGUGAUCGGAGAUCUGAAAACUAGGCAACUUUGACAAAUCCGAUUGGUCCUGGUAAACGGACGUUCACAUACACCUCAUAUUGCAACAUUUAAAAUAACGCAAUUUGAAAAAUGAUAUAUACAACGAUAUAUAUAAACGGAGUGAAUAAGUUGGAAACUGAAUAAAGGAGCGUGAGUGAAUGAGCGCGUAAGUGAGCAAGAGAGUGGUUGCAAAACUGAGUGAGUGAAUGGGCGGGAAAGGUGUGAAUGACCAAGUAAAUCACUGAAUGAACUGGAUAGGAAGUGAAUAAGUGUGAAUUAUUGGGAGUUAGAGACGCUGCGAACUGUGACAUAGUUGUGCAUGAGUGCUAUGAGUUUAUUAUCUGUUCAUAAGUUAUUGUUGUCAAAUAUAUUGAUAGUCAAGCCAUAACAAUUGAUUGUUCUAAUAACAUGUAGAUUUAGAUUAUACAUAUAAAUGAUAAUGUUAAAGGAUAUAGGGUAGGGGGUACAUGUUUAUAUGAAAGCAAACCAACAUCAGAUUAGAAUACCGGUAUACGUGUGAAACCGUUUUCAUUGUGUCUUCAAUAGAAUGUGUAAGAUGAUUCCGAUAAAUUUAUGUGUUACCAUGUGGAUCUUCUUCAUUCAAUGCUCAUGAAAUCAGAUAGAGAUAGCAAACUAUGCUACAACCACGGGACUACUUAACAUGUAAUGCGUUGUAGGGAUGAGCUGCUGAAAUAGGUUGGUCACUUUUCCAAGAUUCAUGAUGUAUGAUAAGGGUAAUGUAAUUGCAUGUGCAAGAAAAUGAACCGCCUAGCAUUAGUUUUCCUUUUUGUGGGAACAUUAUGUGAAAUAGUGGUUAUAGAAAAACAAAAAGACAGAAUAUUUAGAAGUCAUGUGCUGUUUGAGGUAUCUAUGCCGAUGUGGUCACUGUGUGCACAGUUUUGCUCUAGAGUACCAGUAUGCAAAUCUAUUAACUUUAUAGCAAGGAGUAAAACUUGCCAAGUUAAUGCCGCUGAGCCCAGAGAAGCUAUUAGUGAACUCCACGAGAGCGUUGGAAACAGCUUUGUUGCGUCUUCGACUUUUCCAAAGGAACUAGCUGGUUCAUGCCAAGGCCAUGGCUGUCAGCUAAGCGAAGUGUGUAUUCCAAAGGCAACAACAUAUUCAUGCAUCCCUUUGAUUAAACAGUUUCAUGAAAGAAGAACACGAUAUCCUACAACUGACGAUCUUGAAACAAAACAGACAAACGGAAAUUCUCAACGUAGUACAUCAGAUGUUCUUCCAAGUAGCACACAUAUAUCAACAACAGAAGAACUACCGACAACAACAGAAAAGACUACGGAUGCUAUCGGAUAUCCUACAACUGACGAUCUUGAAACAAAACAGACAAACGGAAAUUCUCAACGUAGUACAUCAGAUGUUCUUCCAAGUAGCACACAUAUAUCAACAACAGAAGAACUACCGACAAUAACAGAAAAAACUACGGAUGCUAUCGGAUAUCCUACAACUGACGAUAUUGAAACAAAACAGACAAACGGAAAUUCUGAACGUAGUACAUCAGAUUUUCUUCCAAGUAGCACACAUAUAUCAACAGCAGAAAUACUACAAACAACCACAGAAAAGACUACGGAUGUUAUCGGAUAUCCUACAACUGACGAUAUUGAAUCAAAACAGCCAAACGGACCUACUCAAUCUAGUACAUUAGAUGUUCUUCCAAGUAGCGAACAUGUAUCAACAACAGAAGGACUACCAACAAUAACAACAAAGACUACAGAUGUUAUCGGAUAUCCUACAACUGACGAUUUAGAAACAAAACAAUCACAAAGACCUUCUCAACGUAGUACAUCAGAUGUUCUGCCAAGUAGCACACAUGUAUCAACAACAGAAGGACUACCAACAAUAACAGAAAAGACUACAGAUGCUAUCGAAAUAUCUACUUUGAAAGUUAAUAAUGGCUUUACUAAUGGUUACUGGGGUAGAACAGAAUAUUGUGCACAAGGCCACUUUGCAAUAGGAUACUCGAUGAAGAUUGAAGCUUCUCAAGGUAGUUUUCGUGAUGAUACUGCGUUAAACGCGAUUCGUCUACAAUGCGGGAAACCUCAUUGGACCGGGAGUAGGGACUAUGGCAGUACUGUUAUCGGAGUAGAAGGUCCAUGGGGAGGAUGGACAAGCUCACAGUUAUGUCCUAAUGGUGAAGUUAUGGUGUCGUUUUCCCUUCAGGUUGAACAAAAGAUCAUUGCAGAUAAAACUGCUGCAAACUAUGUAAAAUUUAAGUGCAGAGACAUCGGCAGUGAUACUCUAGGUACCGUAUUAGGAGGUAGUGGAAAGUGGGGUUCAUAUGGUGCAUGGAGUGGGUAUUGUACAGUAGGGUCAGCCAUUUGUGGUCUACAAGUAAAGAUGGAGCCCGACCGGGGAGGAAUUAUAGACGACACUUCUCUCAACGAUGUUAUUUUUUGUUGUUGCAAGAACCAACUUUAACUUAAUAAUCGCAAGAAGUCUUUCCAUUCCGUAUAUCGUCAGGUUAUCGGAAUUCCAAUGGGGACUAACUGUGCACCACUUAUUGCGGACCUUUUUUUGUAUUGCUAUGAAUUACAACUUAUGACAAAAAUCAGCAAAGACCGAUCGAAACAACAUCUGAUACACAAAUUUAAUAAUACUUUUAGAUAUUUGGAUGAUAUUUUGGCUCUCAAUAAUGACGACUUCAGUAUGUAUACUAAAGAAAUUUAUCCUGUUGAACUUACUUUAAAUAAAGCUAAUACUAACAAUGA
Molecule: messenger RNA, 7573 nt
Organism: Mytilus californianus (California mussel)
Lineage: Eukaryota; Metazoa; Mollusca; Bivalvia; Mytilida; Mytilidae
Exons: 26
Coding region: 5598-7283 (561 amino acids)
Source: RefSeq, a predicted model, not a curated record